CCAGAGCCUCCCUUGGCCCUCUAAGGCCCCCCCAGCCUCCACCGCAUGCGGUGAAUCUUUUUCUGGACUCUGGGAAGGCUGAAUUUUUAGGAUCCCUCAUCUAGGAUCUAGCUGCCUGUUUCUUAAGGACGGAUUUGUUAAGGUUAGUUCAAGAUGGGCGACCAGAGGCAACGUUCAUUGUCUACAUCUGGGGAAUCGUUGUAUCAUGUUCUAGGACUGGACAAGAAUGCCACCUCAGAUGAUAUUAAAAAAUCGUACAGGAAACUUGCAUUAAAAUAUCACCCUGAUAAGAAUCCAGAUAAUCCAGAAGCUGCAGAUAAAUUUAAAGAGAUCAACAAUGCACAUGCGAUAUUGACUGAUGCUACCAAACGAAAUAUCUAUGAUAAGUAUGGUUCCUUGGGUCUCUAUGUAGCAGAGCAGUUUGGAGAGGAGAACGUGAAUACAUACUUUGUGCUGUCCAGCUGGUGGGCAAAGGCACUGUUUGUGUUCUGUGGGCUCAUCACAGGCUGCUACUGCUGUUGCUGUCUCUGCUGUUGCUGUAACUGUUGCUGUGGAAAGUGUAAACCGAAACCCCCUGAAGGUGAAGAGCAAGAAUACUAUGUCUCCCCUGAAGACUUGGAGGCACAGCUACAGUCAGAUGAGAGGGAGGCCUCAGAUACACCUAUUGUGAUACAGCCAGCCUCAGCCACAGAGACGACCCAGCUCACGGCGGACUCCCAUCCCAGCUACCAUACUGAAGGUUUUAACUAAGUUAAGGAAGCACGGUUAACUAGAAUGGAUAAGAAUAAAUAACAUGGCCAAUCCAGCACUAGAAUCAUGGACAUUAGAAAUAGAAUAUGGGGAAGGGAGAUGCUCUGCCACAGUAAGAGGGCAGCCUCCAACCUGCUGAAAAUAUUUUGUAAUCCCUUCGCCUUUUGUCACCUUCAGUGUCGUAUCUUGAUGAUACAUGGAAGUACUGUAGCAUGCAGUAUUUAAAGCAGUUUAGCUUUGGUCUGUUUUGUUUCCUUUUUAAAAAAAAUAGCAUGUGUGAAGUUUAGGUUAUAAACGUCUUUGUGUUGUAAUGUAUUGAGGAGUUAUCACAACGAGUGUGAUGGAUACAUUCUGCAUUUUAAGCAGUGAUACCAGCCAAAAACAAUGAGCAUUUUUCAAAGAGAAGUUAGAUCUGUCACAGAAGCUGCCACACUUCUGUACAGUUGAGCUACAAACAUCCCUUGAAGGCUGCUGUUUCUCAUCCACUUAAUAGUAACUUAAAUAUCUAAUAUUUCCCACCAUUCCCUUUGCUCCUUACACUUACGUUUCAACAGACCUUGAAAAAUGCUGAUGUUGUUAAGAAGGGAUUUUUUUUUUGUUUUGUUUUUAAAUGAACUUGUCUCAAUAUCCCUCUCAAUCUGUUUCUUCUGCAAACCAUAAUCUGACAGUCAGCUGCUUUACAUUCUUGUGUAGGAGAGGGCCAAAAUGUGGGUUUUGCUGCAAAACCAGAUGUUACUUGAAUUAUCUCUGCAUUUUAAAGUUAAAUGCACAGUAGUUUUGUUCGAAUCAAAUCAUUCCCCUGCACUAUUUAUAAUCUGAUAUUGCCAUUUUUUUUACUUGCGCAUGAAUAUGGAAAACUGAUGUAUAUUCUCAUUGUCUAGCUUGAAUGAAGUUGAAGCAAAUAAAUAUAGUCAAGAGCAAAUUUUAGAUUUUGGUUGCUUGGAUUAUACAUUGCCAUAGUACAUAAGAUGUCAUCGCUUUGCUAUUUUUCCCAAGAAACUGUUUUAAAAAGAUUUUUUUAAAAACUAAAAUAGUCAGUGGCCACUUUGCAUUAUGUAUUCUGGGUGUGCUCCUUUAGCAUACUUUUAAUGACCACUUUAAAAAGAAAACCCUCCAGUGGGAAUGCAAGUAGCACUUGGUCUCAUACAAACACCCUGGUUGGGGAACUGGGCUGUAGCACUUAUGGAGUGUGCAUUUGAUGGCAGACUUAGGUUUGCUGCUAGUUGAUGCAGGAGAAGGACCUGAGUUCACUAGACAGUGAGCACAUGAAUCAAAUCCUGAAUCUUCCGUUGAAUUUAUGUGGCUGUCCAGAAUAGGCUUGGCCAUUUUUUUUUACCUCUGUUCUCCCUUUGUAAAAUGGGAGCAGUAACACUGAAUUGUCCUAACCAUUUUGCAAUGCUUUACACAAUUGAAAUACAUUGUUUGGUUCGUUGAUGUUGCUAAAUGGCUGUCAAAGCAAAGAAGCAUUAACAAACCAUUUCUGUUUCAUUUUAUCGGAUUAGAGAAAUCUUUUUGCACAUGUUUGUUUUUCAUAUAUGAUCCUUUCAGUUGGGCACUCCUCUCUUACCCUCUAUCCCUCCAGGGAUACAUUUAUAGUAAAUACUCUUGUGGGGAGGAAUCAUGAAUGCAGGUUAUGUGUGAAUGUGGGAAUGGACUGGAUGCUAUACAUGUUUUAAAGUUCUAUAGGCAUCUCAGUAAUGUUGACUCCUAAGUUAUUGCUAGUUCGGUCUUGCUUUAGAAAAUGUUACGUUGAGGUUCAACCCAGGAAUCUUUCAGGCUUUGGGGCAACUGCUGCUCUGGUGUCUUUUGAAGAGCCCAGAGCAUUCUUCCCUCUGCUUCAUUUUGUCUCCUGUCUUACCCUUUCUUGGAAGAAGCUACAUCUACACCUGCAACAGGUUGAGAUGGUGGAAUGGACUGUAUCACGUAUCAGUGCAGAUGCUCCCUACAUGUUUGUAGCAAGGAGCAGAGUUCUUGCAGAUAUAAAACCAACAGUUCAGGGGAAAAAUUUCUAGUUGAGCCUUUUACCUGACUCUGCAUGGGUGGAGGUUUCUCCUGUUUUGAGGGAUUUUAAUGUAAGAAAGCCUCUGAAAGUAUUAUCCCUUGCCUGCAGUCUGAAAUAAUAUUUUCAGUUCUGCCAUCUCAGCAUUCAACUGUCUCAUUCUGUAGUAUUUGUGAAUUAGGCUUACCUUGAUUCUACAUUCCUUUUGGAGUGCUUCCCUAUUGCUUAUUUCCACAAUCUUGGCAUGCUUUCUUGAUUAUUUCUCCUGAUAGGACCUGAAAGGAAGUGGGGCUAGUAAAAAGGAAGAGCUUUGAAAUCAUGGUAAACAUGUGGACCAAAAAGGUCUUUUUUGACAACCAGCCUAGCUCUUUCAUUCCAUGGCUUGUCUGGCUGUGUUGCAUGUACAUCCCACUUGCUCUAGGUCAGUGAUCCCCAAACUGUACCCUUUAAGGGAUUUUGCACUUUAGCUCCCAGGAGCUUCAGCUAUGUUGGCCAAUAAUCUGGGAUUUCUGGAGCUGAAGUCUAGAAUCCCUUAAAGGGCACAGUUUACACUGCUCCUAACUUUUCAUUGAUGGUGUAACAAAACUCAAUGUUAAAACAGUUGUUUUGAUAUUUCAAGUUGCCAUCUUCCAUGCCAAAGCAAGCAUAUUAUGCACAAGCAAAUCUCUAUCUAUAUUUUACUUAAUGUCUUCCCCACUUUUUCACCUCCUUUAAGGAACAGAGAUUUAUGUAUCUGAAUUUGCAAGCCCUCAGCUGUCUUACUAAAUGAAAUGUGGAAUACAGAGGAUACAAAAGAUUCCAGAAUUAACUCUAAAAAUUAGGUAUUAUCUCCACCGUUCUUUUCCUGGCAGCCUUCUGUUUUGAUUUUAAUACUGUAUGCCUAAAGUUGCCCACAUCAGACUGCUUUCAAGAUCUAUUAGCAUUAGUAUAAAACAUUUAGUGAAAAAUUGGGGCCACAAGGAUAAUGAUGUUUCAUUUUUAGCACUACUUACCAAAGUUGUAUGUUAGCUUCAGCCCCCACAUAUUUGUAAUUUUAAACUGUUUUGUUGAGGGUGGAAACAAAUUGGUUUAAUCUUUAACAUAACAGGCUCAUUUACACAGACACUUGUUUUAAUAUACUUUCAAAGCACUUUGUCCAUUAUCAGUCUUGCACUCCUAUAUAGCACUUUGUGUGUGAUCAUUCUCAGGUAGCUCUGUAGAUUACUCAUUUGAACUUGUUGGGACAUGAUUUCAAAAUCCCUUCCAGUAGUUCUGUUGCUAAAGAUGCAAUGACGUUUCCGUGUAUAAUUGUGCAAACUUUGCCACCUUCUUUUGAUCUGUACUAUAGAUUAACAUUAUGCAAAAGCUUUUUAAAAAUGAUUAGUUACUAUCUUACUAGAUAUACAUUUAGUUAGAUUGGCAGAGUGAGGGAGGGUGACAUAAUCUUAAAUACAGACUCUGUUCCUAACUUACUGAUGCUGGACACGCGUGAAAUUUGGCCUGAACUGGAAUGGUGGGAUAAAAUAAUGUUUAAAGUGAAGCCAAAAUUCAAGUUUGUAAUAGAAACAGAAGCCUCUUCUACCUAAGAUUGGCGAUAGUUUAUCAAAAAGUGGGAAGCAGCAUGAGAUUGUUGUCACUUCCCACAGUGUAUACACAUUUCUUAAGGCCUCCUGUUGCAGUUUGUAAUGAGGCAUGGUUUAAGGUUUUUCAUAACAAAGCAGUUUUAUAAAAGGUGAGAGGGGGGAUGUGUUCAUGUGGUGAGUGAUGAGUCUGCCUUGAACUUUUUGGGGUGAGGUGUUUGGAAAGCCCAUAGUCUUCAGAUUUCAGUCUUGGUUUCCCCCCUGUUUCUGAUCAGUUAACAAGUUCAACCUGGGUUUUCUUCCUUUAAGAUGACCUUUCAUCUUUUAGUUUCCAAACCCAUAUUGUUUUGCCUGAAGACCAGCAGUAAGUUAAAUUUCUAUUGUUUUUACUUUUGUUAAAAUUGGUGGUUCCUGCCAAUUGAAACACAUGAUUUUGUUCCUGGCUGGGAUAACAGUCAGCAUCCCUCAAGCUCAUUAGUAGUUGCUUAACUAUGUAUUGUUGCCAAAACUAAAUGCUAGCCCUUGCUUUUGGGUAAAUCCAGCUUUCAAGGAGACCUGCAUGUGGCUGUUAGUUGCAGAGCAUCCCCUGCCAACCAAAGUUAAUAUGGCUUCUUUCUUCAGAGACUAAAAUGAACUAGUGAGAAUCAAGGAAAUAAAAGGAUGUGUUUUGAUCAGCUUUAUAAAUCAGUGGGCUUACAUGCAGCAGUGCCAACAUCCACGAAACCUGAACUUCUGCAACAUUAUUAAAUCUUAAAUAUGGUGCCAACAUAAUACAUUUAUUUCAUUUUUCCUGAAUUAAAUGGUACAUUUCCCAAGCUUCUUCAAUGAUGGUUCAUCCCAUUCCAAGAACUUCAUUAAAGGAAUCAGAUAAUCAUCCUGACCAACCUUAAAACCACUUGCACUGUUCAGGCAAAAUCAACACAAUGUUUAAUGUUACUAAGAGUUUGAAAACUCCAGUUUUCAUUACCUGAGAUUUGGAGUCAAUGCUUGGUGAAAUGGUGGAUGUUGAGUUUUUUGCUUGGUUUUUUUUUACAGUAAUUCCCAGGAUCAUUCAGCAGAGAAUAAACAUGUGGGUCUUUUGAGAGUUACAGGCUAAAGAAGUAACUUUUCUGUGCUCUGGAGCAAUGUAGGAAACAUGUUGGCUGCUUGCUAGUAGAAUGCUGGGGCAUUUUUUUAUUAAAUGUAAUUGAAAUAUAGUUUCUUCCCACUUAGAAAGCUACUGCUUCAUUCUUGAUAUUUCUGUCUCUAACCCCUCACCCCAAAUGAGUGUUCCAGGAAAGGCUCUUUUGUGUCUGAAAAGGUACCAUGGAUAUGGUGAUGAGAUGCAGUUCAAAAGAAAAAGCAUUAUCUGUCUCAGUACCUGUCACAUGUCAAUCAUUUCAGACACUGAACAGCUUUUUACAAGCACUGCUGUGUUUAAGGAAAACUGUCACUUCAGAACCAGUCUUAAAUGUAGCAUCUCAUUCCAGAUGGGAUGAAGCUGAUGUGUUUUCUCUCUCUCUCUCUCUCUUGUAUGUGUGUAUACACACACACACUCUCUCUCUCUCUCUUUCACUCACUCACUCAUUCACUCACUCACUUACCUGACUGCCCUUGCAGGAUUUGUGAGAAGAACUUUUUUUGCUGCAAUUUAUGCUAUUUCCAAUACCUAUAAUCCAUUCUUGUAUUUUAAGUCCAUAAUUUAAAUAAGAAACUGAUUAGGAGAACUGCAUUCCUAGUGGUCAAUAAUUUGAUGCUCUAUGAAACUUCACUAUUGUGUAAGCUGUGUGGAGGUACUCCCAAGAACUUAACUUGAAAGAAAGAUAUUCAUAACACUAGCCACAGAGAGGCUCAGUUAUUCAGUAGUAUUGGGGUGAAGGGCCUGGUGUGAAUAGGAAUCUCUUAUAACUGAUCUUCUUUACAGAGCAAGUGAAACUGGGAACAUGAUCUCUGUCCUGAUUCUGAAAUGUGAUUAGAGCAGUCAUGCUUCCCAUGCAAACACAUGCCCCCCCCCC
Sceloporus undulatus (fence lizard) is the source of this 6302-nucleotide messenger RNA. RefSeq names its product DnaJ heat shock protein family (Hsp40) member C5 (gene DNAJC5). The transcript has 6 exons. Bases 154 to 750 code for a protein of 198 amino acids. The record is from RefSeq and is a predicted model, not a curated record. Gene Ontology annotation, cellular component: membrane; intracellular membrane-bounded organelle; presynapse. Gene Ontology annotation, biological process: regulation of synaptic vesicle cycle. Lineage: Eukaryota; Metazoa; Chordata; Lepidosauria; Squamata; Phrynosomatidae.